Erigeron canadensis is the source of this 1153-nucleotide messenger RNA. RefSeq lists its product as uncharacterized. Bases 128 to 841 code for a protein of 237 amino acids. Lineage: Eukaryota; Viridiplantae; Streptophyta; Magnoliopsida; Asterales; Asteraceae. The record is from RefSeq and is a predicted model, not a curated record. The transcript has a single exon.
UAUACCAUAUCAUACAAGCUCUUGUAUAUCUCGAACUGGCAUUGACUUUUUUUUUUCUUUCUAAAGUCAACCCAGUUUUUAGUCUAGCUAUAUUCCCAUAAUCUACAAUAGCUAGUACUAAGAAGACAUGGAUGGUGUUUGUCUUCAUGAACAAAAGACAGUGGUACAUGAGCUUACUCAAGGAAUAGAAAUGGCUAAAAAGUUAAGGGUCAAUCUCAAUUCAGCUGAAGCAAGAGAAUUCUUGAUACAGAAAAUCUUGUCUUCAUAUGAGAACGCAUUGUCUGUUCUUAAGUCAAGGGACUCCACGGGGCAGCCUUUGGUAAGUAGCCAGCCGGCAAACAGUCUGCCGGAGUCAACAAAUUCCAUUGGGAGCUCAUGGAGUAGAGAAUUCGAGUUUGACUACUUUGAUCAAUCCUUUUUCGACCAGCAGAGCCAAAAUGCGGUUUCCAAAAAGAGGAAAUCCCCCCUGCUUCCACCCCCUUCACCAGAAAAACACAACAAAAGGCCAUGUCAAAACCACCAAAUAUCACCAACAAACCCCAAUGAGAUGCUAUCAAAUAUUGGAUCCAGCAACCACAGUGUCACCACCAGUGCUACUGGUUCACCCACAUUUUCCUUCCCUUCAACACCAUUUGGAUUCAUGGAAGAUUAUCAACAACUUGAUUUCCAGGAUCUCCUUGAUGAUGAACCAAUGCAAGUGUGUUCACCCCCAUUUAUCUCCCCCAAAACCUCUGAAUCAAACUAUUUUUCAGAAUGGGGAAGUUCAACAUCGUUAGAUUGUGCAGCUGAUCCGGCAGAUAUAAACCCUGAUUUCAUAUUCAACAGCUCAUCUUUCUUCUAGAAGGUUGUAGCCAUGAAUGUUGAAGAUGAUACCAAAAUUUGCUAUAAAUCGCAAAUGUGGCAUUCUUGAACUGGAUACGUGUAUUGAGCCUCGUUACACUUAUUGUUAGCGUCACCCUAAGAUGUUCUUCCUGGAGGUAAUCUGUCAUCAAGUUAGAAUGUACUAUAUAUGUAAUACAGAAUCUCUAUCUCUGUCUAAAGAGAGCUUCUAUCAUUUAUAAAGAUAGGAUGGGUAUGUUAUUCGCCGUGUUGUGAUGUGUUGUAGAGAGUUAGAGAUUAUAUAAAAGGAUAUUACUCCAUUCUUUAAAUCUUA